AUGUAAGAAAAAAAAUCAUAAACUCAUAGACAAACUUUGAAAGCUUAAGAAAAAAAUUAAAAAUCAAUCAUUUUAUGGAGUAAUUAGGAUAUAUAAAAUAAUUUGAAGUAUCUUCCUACCCUUUAUAAUGUAGAAAUUUAAAAAACUUACCCAAAAUUUCAGUCAAAAUAAAAAUCAAUUAAUGCAAAAAUAAAUGUACAAACAGAAACUUAAAAAAAAUAAUAUUAACUAAGCGAAUUAAUUAAAUUGCAUUCUCAAAUAUACUCUAUAAAUAAUGAUGAUGAAAAUUUCUACAAAACUUAUUAACCUUUUUUUGAGUAUUUUUAGUUACUAAAUAAUUAAAUUGAUACUUUGAUAGACAUAAAUAUUGAGUAUAAUUAAUUAAAAGUAUAGAAUGGAUAAUUAAGUUUUCCUUAGAUUGAAAUAGAAUUCAAGAAUAUCUCAAAAAUAACAUUGUUAUCUCAAAAAAUGAAGGAUUACAUUAACUCAUAAAAAUAGGUUUUAGAAAAUCUUAAUUAAGAUAUAAAUUAUCUUUAAUAGUAAAAAAAUGAAAUAAACUAAGCAUUAAAUCCUUUAAAUGAAGAAAUUUUGAUACUUGAAAAAUAGUUAUACAAUAUUUAAAAUUAAAACGGUUUUUUAAUGUAAUAAUCAAAUAAGAAAUUUUUUUAAUUAAGCAUUCUUUAAGAAUAAUUUAAUUGUUUUAAAAGAAGUUCAAAAUAGUUAUGUAUCCUUGUCUAAAAACCGAAAGUUUAUGAUCAAAAUUAUGAACCUUAUUAUAUUAUCAGAAACUAAAAAUUCAUAGAAAUAAAUUUAAAAUCUGAUAAGUAGAUUGUUAUGCCUGAGAAUAAGAAAUCAUAAGGUUUUGUAUAAAAAAAUGGUAAUAGAUUUGAUGAAAUUAUUCAUCGUAAAUAAUUUGUAAAUGAAGAUUUAGUUUAAGAAUUAUUGAGACAUACAUAUUUAUUUUUUAUUUAAGUCUUAUGUAAAUCUAUAAAUAGUUUAUAUAAAUCCUAUCCUUUUAAUAGUAAUGAAAUUUCAGCUAUAUUUUAAACUCAAAGGAUGUCUGAUGAUUAUUAUAUGAAAAUAAAUUAAAUAUUGAAUUAAGAGAAGAAAUGUGUAGAAGAUUAAGAUGUAAAAAUUUAAUUAAUCUUAUAGUCUAUAGUAAUGUUUAUAGUUCGUAAAUCAAGUGAUUUUUUUUUGUAAUUUGUUGUAAAAGUGAUUAAGUGCAUACAAUCUUUUGAAAAUCAAUUUUGUGGUUUGUAAGAUUUAAAUUUAUAUUACAAUAUUUUAAAUAUUAAAGAAGAUUCAAUUAAAUUAAUUUUGUAAAGUCAUUUAAAGGAUUAUGAAAAUAAAUUAAAUGAAAUAAAAGUUAAUAUAUAUUUUAUAUUUUAGUUAAAUGCAUCAGAUUCUGAAAUAAUUUAAAUAAAAUUGGAAUUAAAAUUGAAACAUAAAAUAUCAAGAAAUAUUCAUUUUUUAUAUAUAAUUCAAGAGAAAAUAGAAAACUAAGAAGAUUUUUGUAAAUAAUUUAAAGAUUGUUACAAUAAGAAGAAGGGUAUUAAAGAUUAAAUUGGUUCUGUUUUAGAAUCUAUAAUAAAAGUAGAUAUAUUGAUAAAUAAUUAAAGAAUACCGAUAAAUUCUUAAUAAUUACUGAGAUGCCAGAGAUGAUUAAGAUGACAUGUAAUUAAUAAAAAAAAUUGAAUUAAUUGAAAAGUUUAGUUGAUUUUUCUUAAACAAUGGCUUCAAAGAGAUAUUGA
This is a messenger RNA of Paramecium sonneborni, 1751 nucleotides long. The record is from the annotation of a GenBank genome assembly. Lineage: Eukaryota; Ciliophora; Oligohymenophorea; Peniculida; Parameciidae.